Trichobilharzia regenti is the source of this 1794-nucleotide messenger RNA. NCBI's taxonomy places the organism in Eukaryota, Metazoa, Platyhelminthes, Trematoda, Strigeidida, Schistosomatidae. The record is from the annotation of a GenBank genome assembly.
AUGGGCAUUUUGGUCGUUGAAAAAUGGUUAUAUUCAGUCGGAACUAUUCAUAAUUUUUCCAUAGCCUAUUUUCAAGCUUUGGAUCUGCAGAUAUUCCCGUGUUGCGUUGCUGUCAGCAAAAAAGUAGUCAACUCCAAAAUGACUAUUCCCGAUGAACUUUUCGUUCUCAUAUCAAGUGUUUCUAGUGGAAACGGUAGUACGGAAGAUUAUGAACGUAUUUGUUUAAUUCUUUCCAAUCUGUCAACAACAGAAUUACGUUCUGUUUUCCGAAAAUGUGAUAUUCUAAAAGCUUUAAUGUCUAUCAAUUUACAGGACAAACAGUCAUCUCAAAUUGCAAUGAAACUAGCGACUAUUGUAUUUUCACUUGUACCUUUAUUCGACUUUGUUCAAUCUCACGAAGAUGAAUUACUCUUAAUCAUCGAGUCAACUAAAUUCGAUUUAAUUGAAUUCAUUUUGAAAAGAUUAAGAGUUGGCGCCACUGAAGCUGACUGUUCAGUAGACAAUCUACCCGAUCGUUUCCUGGAGGCUGUAGCUCGGCUAGUUCUACACGAAAGACUUUCUAUAUCUACAGAAGCACAAAAUUUUUUGAUAACAUUAGGCAGUAAAUGUCCAUUGGGUUUAAAAAAGGUACUUGGUGCUCCAAUAAUAGACACACUAAAAUCUUCAUGUACUAAACCAGAGCAUUCAAUAAGAGUUUCUGAAUUCGCUGUGCAUUUAGCUUCUGUACGCCCUGAAAUCUUUCAAGAUGUUAAGAAUUCUGGUCUACUCCAGCCUAUUUUGGAUGGUUUAAGCUCAAGAGAUCCAUUAGUUUGCUUGAAUUGGUUAGAAUUGGCUAAAAUGCUGACUGAUACGCAGACUGGUUAUCAAUUUCUCAGUGAAAAGGAUAUAUUUACUAGACUGAUGAAUGAUUUACGAUCGUUUAGUUCUGAUUCAUUGGCGGAUUUAUUGCUUCCAGGAUAUAUCGCAUUCUUCGGUAAUCUAGCCAAACAUGUUCCUGAUUAUUGGCUUGAUGAUUCAAACAAAGGAGGAGGAGAAGGAUUCAAAGAUAUUUUAGCGAAUGCAGUAGAAAAUAAAAAUAUAAGUAUAUCUAUGACAGCCUUGGAAACUGUUGGAUGCAUAGCAACCACUCUGGCUGGUCGUAUAGCUUUAAACAGGCUAUUCGCUAAUGAUUGUGCAUUUCGUAAUGUUUUAUCAAAACUUUUCCUGCUAAUAUCUAAUUCACCAAGUGAAAUAUGCACUCGAGCUGUUGGAUGUUAUAGUUUUCUGCUUCGACGACCAGGUGGAGUGAUGGUUACCGAUGGCCUACUUGACGAUGCUAUCCGCUCUCUUGACUGGGCUGUAAUGUCUUGUCAGAAAGGUAUUAAUACAACGCCUACAACAACAACAACAACAACAGAAGAAAAAGAAGCUUUAGUUGCACCUCUGUUGAAACGUCUUUAUGCUCUAGUUACCCAACCAUUUUUUGAUGUACGCGUGGCUGUAUUCAAGGCUAUAGAUGCAAUUGCCACACAACCUUGGGGAGUUCGACAGAUAAUACAACAACCUGGAUUCUUCGAAUAUUUACUUAAUCGUCAAACAGAACUUGGUCUUACGGAUAAAAUACAAUUGAUGCAGGCUAAAUUGGACAUCAUGAACAAUAUGUUGAAAACAUUUGAAGCAUGGAACAGUUCCACCUACAAAGCAUACAAUAAUCUAAUUGGCAGUGACCAACUGAAAUGUAUAAAGGUGUACAUUAAAGAAGGUCUAUGGGGUGUUGUACAAACAGAAGCUGCAGUAGCUCUUGAACCCGGUUAA